AUGGAUGAUUUCGUUGCUGGUCAAUUCGGGUCCUCAGAUACUUAUGGUAUUGUGCUUGGCUACAACUUGUUGACAAAUGAUAAUAUUCAUGCAUUGCAGUCGACAGGUCGAGUGAAUGGUUUGAUUGUAUUAUUACGAGAAGCGAUGGACGCAAAGGAUUUGGUCAGUGUACAUUCACCCGAAGGAGCCUGUCCAAACUGUGAAUUUGGUCUCUAUGCAGACGAUGAUGAUCCUUACCAGUGGAAUCCACAGGGUCAAGAUCUACUCCAGCGUGCAUUCGAUAUACCCAUCUUUGGCAUCAAUCCAGUCAACAGAAUAUCCAAACAAAUUUACAAUUAUGUUAUGCGGACAGUAGAAUAUAAUGAAGAACAAGGCUAUGACAAUUAUCCAUUACAAGCAGUGGAUUUCGAAUUAUUCAUGUGGGCUGCAGUGAACGCCGAAACCUGUCUUCGACGAGGAUGGUGUGAGGUCGUCGGUGGCAUGUCGGUGUAUUCUACCCCAUCUUUCGAUAUCCAAGCAGACGACAACAAACCUAUUGUGAUGCUAACAGCUGCCAUGGACGGACGAUCCUUAUUCCACGAUCUUACCAAUGGAGCAGUCCACGAUGUCUCUGGACUUGUGGGUGUGCUUGCAGCAGCCGAAGCACUCAGUCAUGUCUCAACAACAGAUCUACCCAAACAUAUCCUGUAUACGCUGUUUACUGCUGAAUCGUGGGGGUAUGCAGGAUCUCAACGCUUCGUACAAGAUAUAUCACAGCCAUUCACCUGCACCAAUGCAUCACGCGCUGUAGCCUGCCCUUAUGGUAGCAGUGCUCCUUGCACUAACCCGUGCGUCCGAACCUUGGACUUUAAGCGGAUCAAUUUCGACACUAUCGACGCAAUCAUUGAACUGGGCUCGGUUGCGAAUGCAUCUGGCAGUGAGCAUUAUUGGGCGCAUGUGGAUGAUACCCAAACCAGCCAAUCUAUCAUUGCUACAUUGCAACAACAGAGUACGACAGGUGGCAGCAGCAGCAAUAAUAAUAAUACACAUGCAACAGCAGCAUCGGUUCGUUCGGCAAAUGAGGAUAAUGUACAACGUCGAUUGCCGCCUGGAAGUAGUACGAUGAGCUUCCUCAAACAAAAACGAAACAUACCAGCAGCAGUGAUCACGGAUUUCCAGAAAGAGCUUGGAAGUUUGUACAACAGCGAUCUGGAUGAUGACACGGAAACAGUUAAUUUGGCAUCCAUCUGUCAGCUGGCCACAACCACAGCUAGGACAGUGUACCUGCAGGCACAGGGUAACACGAGCAUAGCUAAUCAAAUCACUGCCAACUGCACCUUGGUCGAAUCCUUGAUGGAUUGUCUGGUCUCCAAUUUCUCUUGUCCACUCAUGCAAAAUUAUUUCAACGUGUCGGGCAUCAAUCGUAUUAGUCACUACGCCUCAGUGUUCAGUUUCCGCAAUCCACAACCGCAGUUAUUAUCACGAUUUGUCUUUACGUUCCUAGCCGAUGUAACGCGUCGUCCUCAACCUCAAAAUCCGUCAUCCGCAUGUACAACGAUUCAGGAUUGUCAUAGCGGCGAAUAUUGUGUCAGGCAACAAUGUGUUCAAACAUUUACUAAUUAUCACGAUGCAUAUGGAACUGGAUUGUCGUAUGACGAAGCGACGGGUGAAAUUCUUGUCGUUGAUCCAACAAAGCCUACCUGGACUGAAAGCACGUGGAACACACCCGUAUUUCGAACGUUCCUUGUGACGUCAAGAAAACAGCAAGCCAUCGAGUUAGUGGUGGGCGUAUUAUGGACGGUGAUCAGUAUAGUAGGAGUGAUUUUUGGCAAACGGUAUUUUAGAAAGACCUUUAAAACCGAAUAA
Messenger RNA from Zychaea mexicana, 1845 nucleotides. RefSeq names its product Nicastrin-domain-containing protein. Lineage: Eukaryota; Fungi; Mucoromycota; Mucoromycetes; Mucorales; Lichtheimiaceae. The record is from RefSeq and is a predicted model, not a curated record. Gene Ontology annotation, biological process: protein processing. The transcript has 7 exons. The coding region runs from base 1 to 1845 and encodes 614 amino acids. Gene Ontology annotation, cellular component: membrane.